AUGAGUUCUUCUCACCUGAGCAACAGAGUUGAGAGCCGCUUUCGAUCUCCAGAGGAGCAUGAACUGGAGGCUGUGGGGAAGAAAGCCUGGGAUAAUCCUGUCUACAAUGGCUCGCCCUCUACCUCCUUGAAGAUUCGAGCCAUCUACAAUCCCAAAUCAAUUCUGGAGAAUCCCUAUGAGAGUUUUGAAGAGGCGAGGGAUCCGGUGCCAUACCAGGAGGAACAGAACAAAACUAUGGAGGAGAAGACAAGUUCUUUCCUCAAGUGCUGCUUCUACAUCCUCAGAGGCAUCCGAGGUCUGUGGGGCACUACGCUAACUGAGAAUACAGCUGAAAACAGAGAACUUUAUGUGAAGACUACUCUACGAGAGCUCCUAGUCUACAUUGUGUUCUUGGUGGACAUAUGUCUGCUGACAUAUGGUAUGACAAGUUCCAGUGCCUAUUACUACACAAAAGUGAUGUCUGAGCUAUUCCUGCAGAGCUCUUCGGACAACCGUGUCUCCUUCCAGUCCAUUGGCAGCAUGGCUGACUUCUGGGUGUAUGCACAAGGUCCUCUUCUGGAUAAUCUUUACUGGACAAAGUGGUACAACAAUGAGUCCCUAGCGGCGCACAACACUCAGUCAUACAUCUAUUACGAGAACCUGCUACUGGGUGUCCCACGCAUGCGACAGCUGAAGGUGAAGAACAACUCCUGUGUGGUUCAUGAUGACUUCAAAGAGGAGAUCUCAGGCUGCUAUGAUGUAUACUCAGAAGACAAAGAGGAAAAAGUCUCCUUUGGACUCAUCAAUGGAACAGCGUGGAGGUACCAUUCUGAGGAAGAGCUGGGUGGCUCAUCUCACUGGGGAAGACUAACCAGUUACAGUGGGGGAGGAUACUACAUAGACCUCAAGUUGACCAGAGAAGAGAGUGCUGAAGCCCUGCAAGUCUUGAAGGAGAAAUUGUGGUUGGAUCGGGGGACACGAGUUGUCUUCAUUGAUUUCUCGGUGUAUAAUGCAAAUAUCAAUCUGUUCUGUGUUCUGAGGUUAGUGGUGGAGUUUCCAGCCACUGGUGGUGCCAUUCCCUCCUGGCAAAUCCGGACAGUCAAGCUUAUACGAUAUGUCAGCGCAUGGGAUUUCUUCAUUGUUGCCUGUGAAGUUAUUUUCUGUGUCUUCAUCUUCUACUAUGUGGUGGAGGAGAUUUUGGAGCUGCGUAUCCACAGGCUUCAGUACUUUACCAGCAUAUGGAACAUCUUGGAUGUGGUUGUCAUUCUGCUCUCCAUUGUUGCUAUUGGAUUUCACAUCUUUCGUACCAUAGAGGUGAACAGACUGUUGGGGGAGCUGCUGAAACAUCCUGAAACCUACGCGGACUUUGAGUUCCUAGCAUUCUGGCAGACUCAGUACAAUAAUAUGAAUGCAGUCAACUUAUUCUUCGCGUGGAUCAAGAUAUUCAAGUAUAUUAGCUUUAACAAAACAAUGACUCAGCUGUCCUCCACGUUGGCACGUUGUGCCAAGGACAUUCUGGGCUUUGCCAUUAUGUUCUUUAUUGUCUUCUUUGCUUAUGCCCAGUUGGGUUACCUUCUUUUUGGGACACAAGUGGAAAACUUCAGUACCUUUGUUAAAUGCAUCUUCACGCAAUUUCGGAUCAUUCUUGGUGACUUUGACUACAAUUCUAUUGACAAUGCCAACAGGGUCCUUGGGCCUGUUUAUUUCGUCACCUACGUGUUCUUUGUUUUCUUUGUGCUCCUGAACAUGUUUCUGGCCAUCAUCAAUGAUACCUACUCAGAAGUCAAGGAGGAGCUUUCAAGCCAGAAGGAUGAGCUGCAGCUCUCAGACAUCUUGAAGCAGAGCUACAACCGGACGCUUAUGAGGUUGAAGCUGAAAAAGGAACGGAUUUCUGAUGUGCAGAAAGCAUUGCAGAAUGGAACAAAAGAACUGGGCUUUGAGGACUUCAAGAACAGCUUGAAGGAACUGGGCCAUGCGGACCAUGAGAUCACAGCAGCCUUCUCCAGGUUUGACAAAGAUGGCAACCACAUCCUUGAUGAAGAGGAGCAGCAGCAGAUGAAGCAUGACCUAGAGGCAAAAAGGGUUGCUCUGAAUACAGAGAUUGAAAAUUUAGGGAAAUCCUAUGGGGGCAACAACUUGGAUGAGAAUCUGUCCUAUGUGGAAGCAAAGAAUAACCAUGCCAAUAAGGCCAGCUGGGUCUCUGAAGAAGAGUUCCAAGUACUCCUGCAACGUGUGCUGCAUCUGGAACAGUCCAUACACAGCAUUGGCUCCAAGAUUGAUGCAGUGGUAAGCAAGCUAGAAGUGCUGGAGAGAAACAAGCUGAAAAUGAAGGAUUUGAUGGGCAAGCCACUGGAUAACAGUAGGAAGGAGGAAGAACCCAGUCAGGAAGAACUGCUCUCCCAGACCCCAGAUCAGCUGAGGAAAGAAGCAGCAGAAGACUGGGGAGUGGAAUAUGUACAGGGAAAUAACCCAAGUUGCAUAUCUUCUCAGAAUGGGAUCUGUCCAAUCUUGCUCAGGUCAAGUGUACCAGGGUCUCAGGCACCCAAGAACAUCCAGUCACAGUCUGAGUGCUUCUAGCAAACAGCCCAGUGUUCCCAGUCUGGCUUCUACAGUACUAUAUCACUGUCAGUUGUUUUUCCCACUGUUAGAAUAGUCAGAACAGCUGAACGCAGGCACCACUGUUGCCAGAGACUGGUGAUGUGAAAAACUGGGGCUGCUCUUCUCCAGCGUAGUGAUGUGUGAUAUCACAGACCUAGAACUUCUGGCCCCUGUGCCUCUGGACUAGUUAGAAAUU
Lagopus leucura (white-tailed ptarmigan) is the source of this 2773-nucleotide messenger RNA. RefSeq names its product polycystin 2 like 1, transient receptor potential cation channel (gene PKD2L1). Bases 1 to 2556 code for a protein of 851 amino acids. Gene Ontology annotation, molecular function: calcium-activated potassium channel activity; muscle alpha-actinin binding; calcium ion binding. The transcript has 15 exons. Gene Ontology annotation, cellular component: membrane. NCBI's taxonomy places the organism in Eukaryota, Metazoa, Chordata, Aves, Galliformes, Phasianidae. The record is from RefSeq and is a predicted model, not a curated record. Gene Ontology annotation, biological process: potassium ion transmembrane transport; detection of mechanical stimulus.